AACCUUCUUUCUCUUCUCUUACCUCACCACAAUUCCCUGAGGGCACAAGUCAAUGAAGUGCUUGACAUUGAGCUGAUCAAGCAACAGAUUGAUCACAAUGCUCUUGAUCUCAGACAAUGUGCACAGUUUGUCGUAAAUCUUUUGGGAAAGCUGUGUGCUCCAGCAAGAGAUGCGCAGGUUCAGGCACUCCUACAAGUGGACGGCAUAGUCAAUUUGUUUAGGGAAAUAUUUAAAGUUAUAGACAUAAUGAAAAUAGACAUGGCUAAUUUCCAACUUCAAGCAAUAAGACCACAGCUUCUUCAACAGUCUAUAGAAUAUGAGAGAAAGAAGUUUACUCAAUACCUUGAAGCUAACCCAGCCGGUUUAAUGUCUACCAAAGUUUGGUUGGAAARAGGAAAAGAAGUAGCACAUGAAGCAGCAGCAAAGCCACCUUCCUCGCCAUCUCCAUCUCCCUCUCAUUCCCCCUCAACCUCUUCAAGUGCCGAAAGCUCAACCACACCCCAAGAUACCACAGACUCUUCACCAACCCCAAAAGCUGUAUCAAGGAUGGAUCUUCUUGCACAUGCAUAUCUUGGCAUCAUCUUUGGAGAACCUGGCUGGCCAUAUCCAGAGACAUUAUUAAUGGAUGAAUUACGACUGGCAGAAAUGAGAUCCAGUAUCCACCGGAGCACUCUUUUGGCUUCAAUUAUGCUCGUUACCAUUCAAACUGUUGCUAGGCAACUAAAGUCAGACACAACCUAUGUUAAUAGCUUGAAGAGAGCUUUGUUUAUUUUGCUGGAUGGUGUAUCAGAAGGGGAUGUUUCAUCAUCGAUGUCCAGCAUCUACGAACAAGUUAAAGAAGAAACCAACACGUUUCUAGUGGAACGAGGUUUUUCUAAAAUGGCAGGAGAACACGAAGCGUUAAUCAAGGGACAGAUAAUCGCACUCGGGGAUCCCGAACAUCAGCUGCGCAAACUACUUUCCAAACGUGCAUACGAUUAUAUGUUCAAAAUCAUCAAAGCCCGUUUGCGCCAUGGCAACGGUCGAGAAACUGGUCACGUGCCAAUCCCCCCUGGCCUCGAUCCCGUGGGCACCGAACUAUCUGAACUGGCGCUUCGGUUUGGACGCGUAGCGUCCCUCAAUGCUUCGACUUAUGGACCUUUUUAUGAUAAACUGCUCGAAGAACCAAAUUAAGGAGCACAAUCAUCAUCAGAGAAAGCUUAGAAAUCAGACCACGGUUUUUUAGGCCAGUUUGAGCAUGCGCAGUUAACGUGCUGUGCACGUGAUAUCGUGUGUCCCAGGAAAAUGGGAAGAACUUUGGGCAUACCACGACCAAGAAAGAAAUGACUAACAGUAGGAUUUAAAUUAAUGAAAAAACACUUAUAAAAUUAAAACGUUUAUCUUAUUUGCAAUAUAUUUCUGGACUUUAUAAGAUUAUUUUUAUUCAAAAAAAUGUUAAAAGGACAUUUACGUUUUUGACGCUACUGUGUUUGGUUUUAUUUAAAAGUAAAUUGAAAUGAGUUUUUUAUUCUUUUUAUCAUUAGUGUGAAUGUAAUGGUAGUAAUAUGAAAAGUUAAUAGUGAGAAAGAUAUAUUUAUCCAAAAGGGACCACGUGACACUUAAACUCGAAAGGUCCCUCUCUGCAUUUUCAUUAAAUCCAACUAGUGGUCUGUCAUCAAUGCUGUGUUCUGAGAUACUAGUAGCGAAAAGUACCAGCUUUCAAAACCAAAACAUUAAAUUUAACUUUAAUUCAAAGGCUUUGCACUAUCUAUAUCUUUCACCGACUAGUUGGAUUUGACCGUGAAAAUGAUUGGUCCUCUCGCCCUCGUGACCUAUGAGUCAUUAGCCCAUUCGGCCUUUGGCUUAAUGAGCUAUUAUUGACUCGUAGCCCACUCGCGCUCGAGGACUAAUUACUAAAUAGAUAUAAUUUUGUGUGGUUUCGAACUUUUUAGUAUUAAUAUAAAUUAUAGGCGUGCGAAGACCGUGCACGUGACCGCGCGGUGUCACUCUAUUCCUACUAACUGGACAAGCAAUGAUAUCGUCUUGCGUGUAGUGAUAGCUGGAGAAAUUUCGUCUAUGUAUCUUCAUGUUAGAGUUAUAACGACGAAUAUAUUAUGACACAUCGUUAAGUCGAUAUUGUAAUAGAGCCUCCAUUAAAGUGCCAAUAUCAUCUCUGACAA
Actinia tenebrosa (Australian red waratah sea anemone) is the source of this 2159-nucleotide messenger RNA. RefSeq names its product T-complex protein 11-like protein 1. The record is from RefSeq and is a predicted model, not a curated record. Gene Ontology annotation, biological process: signal transduction. Lineage: Eukaryota; Metazoa; Cnidaria; Anthozoa; Actiniaria; Actiniidae.